This is a messenger RNA of Nerophis lumbriciformis (worm pipefish), 2321 nucleotides long. It is a transcript of the gene lpla, whose product is annotated as lipoprotein lipase a. The record is from RefSeq and is a predicted model, not a curated record. Gene Ontology annotation, molecular function: lipoprotein lipase activity; apolipoprotein binding. Lineage: Eukaryota; Metazoa; Chordata; Actinopteri; Syngnathiformes; Syngnathidae. Gene Ontology annotation, biological process: very-low-density lipoprotein particle remodeling; lipid catabolic process.
UUCACUGGCCGUCGGACUGCGACACUCCUCCCGCUCUUACAACUUCUUCUAAUCACUCGAUCAAGACUGUUAUUUAUUUUUAAAAAGAAGCUCAAGACACCUAACAGGACCGACGUUUUAAUAAUAUGGGAAAAGAAAAUACACGUUUUUUCACCGCUUGGAUAAUUUUGGGAAAAAUCUUUGCUACUUUUUGUUCUGACCCUGAACACACCACUACUACUUCCUAUGUGAACAACACGGCCACCCCCCCAGCAUGGAUGCAGGACUACAGCGACAUGGUGUCCAAGUUCUCUCUGCGCACGGCCGAGCUGCCCGAUGAAGACAUGUGUUACCUGCUGGCGGGCGAAGCUGCCAGCAUCCAGGAGUGUGACUUCAACCCUCUGGUGCAGACUUUCCUCAUCAUCCACGGCUGGACGGUGACGGGCAUGUUCGAGAGCUGGGUGCCCAAGCUGGUGUCGGCUCUUUACGAGCGCGAGCCCGGCGCCAACGUCAUCGUGGUGGACUGGCUGACGCGGGCCAACCAGCACUACCCCACCUCCGCCGCCUACACCAAGCUGGUGGGCCGAGACGUGGCCAAGUUUGUCACCUGGAUCCAGAAGGAGCUGCAGCUGCCCUGGGAGAAGAUCCACCUGCUGGGCUACAGUCUGGGGGCGCACGUGGCCGGCAUCGCGGGCGACCUCACUGACCACAAGAUCAGCAGGAUCACAGGACUGGACCCUGCCGGUCCCACCUUCGAGCACGCCGAGGACCAGAACACGCUGUCCAGGGACGACGCCCAGUUUGUGGACGUCCUGCACACCAACACCCGGGGCUCGCCGGGCCGCAGCAUCGGCAUCCAGAAGGCGGUGGGACACAUCGACAUUUACCCCAACGGAGGAACCUUCCAGCCGGGCUGCGACAUCCAGAACACGCUGAUGGGGAUCGCACUGGAGGGCAUCAAGGGCCUGCAAAACAUGGACCAGCUGGUCAAGUGUUCCCACGAGCGUUCCAUCCACCUGUUCAUCGACUCCCUGCUCAACACGCAGCAGCAGAGCGUGGCCUACCGCUGCUCCUCCAAGGACGCCUUCAACAAGGGUUUGUGUCUGAGCUGCCGCAAGAACCGCUGCAACAAGAUGGGCUACAACAUCAACAAGGUCCGCUCCACACGCAGCACCAAGAUGUACCUGAAGACUCGGGACAUGAUGCCCUACAAAGUUUUCCACUACCAGGUGAAGAUUCAUCUGUUCAGCAACGAGCGUCUCAGCUUCAGCGAGCAGCCGCUCAAGAUCUCCUUGUACGGAACUCACGGCGAGAAGGAAGACAUCGCUCACGUCCUUCCCGUCAUGAACGGCAACACCACCGUGUCCUUCCUCAUCACCACCAACGUGGACCUGGGAGACCUGAUGAUCGUCAAACUGCGCUGGGAGAAAGACGCCAUCAUCAGCUGGUCAGACUGGUUGGGCAGCAGCAAGUUCCGCGUGCGCAAACUACGCAUCAAAUCUGGGGAGAAGCAGUCCAAGGUGAUCUUCAGCGCCAAGGAAGCAGAGUUCACUGACCUGCUGAGAGGAGGAGAAUCUGCCGUCUUCGUCAAGUCAAAAGAAGACAAGAUGAGUCGCAGAGAGAAACUGAUGCACAAGUUGAAGGCGCAGGGAAGUCAGUUUGGUCCAAACAAUGCUUGAAAUGCACUGGAAGCUCCGCCCACCGCCGCCAUGACCAAAUAAGGACUGCCCGGCGUCGUCUUUGACCUUCCACCUCUCGUCUGCUGCUGAGAACAAUGUUACACCCUAACCCUUUUCUUUUUAUAGCGCAUACAGAGUUACUAUCAUAUGAACUUUGGAUUGUGUGGCUUCAAGGCCAGCUUUUGUUCCUUUUGUAGCGUAGACCACUAAGCACAAUCCCAGGGACCAAAGAAGUACUGACUAUCCAUCCCUUUUCUACCGCUUGUCCCUUCCGGGGUGCUGACAAUCACAUCAAUCCUUCCUUCCUUGCUGAGCUCCCACUUCACAGUCCUAUGCCCUCCCUGGCUUAUGUACAUUAUACAUCUCAAAAAUACGCCAUAUUGUAUUUAUUGAAUGUACAUUUAUAUAUUUGUAUAUUAAGCUGUGAUAUGUCAAUUGUGUGUUUUUUACAUAUAGAUAUGUACAUCAAAGAGAUGAUUCUUUGUCAUGCACAAGCUGCUGGAAUGUUGGAUCACAGUCAUCUUCCUGACAUUCAGUCAGUGCACUGACUCUAAGACUGGCAGUGCACUCACUGAUUGACUGGCAGUGCACUGACUGUAAGACUGGCAGUGCACUCACUGACUGAUUGACUGGCAGUGCACUGACUCUAAGACUGGCAGUGCA